UCCAUCGAUCAAUCCUCGUAACACACAAUGGAAAAUCACCGCCCCUCCUACUUGCACACGCCAAAAUAGUGGUGUUUAUAAAUAAAGACGAUGAAAUUAAACACACCAGUUAUUGUUCAUCUGUGGUCCGUAAAUAUUUUAUCUCAAAACUGAGAGCCGAUAUAGGGGUCACAAAUCGGAUAUUUAACAUAACAAUCGAACACAUCAGGAUGUCUUCUGAGAAAAAGUCAGGACUACCACCUGCAUACAACCAAGUUACAUACCCGAAUGACCAGUCAAACUUUACAUACGGGAACCAGUAUAAUCAGUAUCCUGGAAGUAGCCAGUAUCCCUCGCCAGGUGGCGCUCCAUACCCUGGCAACCAAUAUCAACCGCAAUACAACGCAGAUGGCCAAGUGAUGACAUCAGUGGUUACUCAGCCUGGGGCUGUGCCUGUUGUUGUGAACCCUGUCCCACCUACAAAGGACUGGAUGGUUCCUGCUGUCCUCACUUGUCUGUGCUGUUUUUGGCCGACGGGGAUAUUUGCCAUAAUGGCCGCUAGCAGGGCUAAUUCUGCAGCAGCCAAUGGGGAUGUAGUGGAAGCGACUGCGCAGUCAAGUCGCGCACGAACACUUGUGAUCGUUUCCCUCAUAGUAGGAAUUUUGUGAUUACGGUCUCAGUUGUUUUACGCGUGAUUUAUUAUUCAUCAUAUGCAUACAGUUAAUGAAUUUUGAAAUAACCGAUUGGCAUGAAUCAGUAAAUUAUAUAUUUUAAAGUGACUUUUGACUUCAUAAAUCGCAUUGCAUAUCAUUUUUUUUUCAAUCUAAAGAAAGUAAUGUGUCCUAUGCACAUGAUUUGAUGGAUACAUUUCCUUUUUAAUUAAGUGUAUUGUGUCAUGUACAUGUACCACAAACUUGUUUGCCUUAAAGAAAUUUGUCCUGUUCUUUUAUUACAAAUUAUAUAUGUUCUAUAUGGGAUGAUACUCAUUAUAUUUACUGACAGUGUGUACAGUUGUAGAACAUUUUUAAAAAUCAUGAAUUGAUCAAGUUAAUUGUUCAUGUGUAAUUUUACAUGGUCAUGUUGUACAAAUCAUGUCUCAUUAUUGUCAAUACUCAUUCACGUUUUUAAUUUUUGAUAUGGAUAUGUUUUGAAAUAAAAGAGAAUAAUUCACUAUA
Magallana angulata is the source of this 1154-nucleotide messenger RNA. RefSeq names its product proline-rich transmembrane protein 1-like. Lineage: Eukaryota; Metazoa; Mollusca; Bivalvia; Ostreida; Ostreidae. The transcript is spliced from 4 exons. Bases 210 to 647 code for a protein of 145 amino acids. Gene Ontology annotation, cellular component: membrane. The record is from RefSeq and is a predicted model, not a curated record.